Durusdinium trenchii is the source of this 1280-nucleotide messenger RNA. Lineage: Eukaryota; Dinophyceae; Suessiales; Symbiodiniaceae. The record is from the annotation of a GenBank genome assembly.
GCUCAGCCGCAGCUGCAGCUAUUUUGUUCCUUAAAUUUUGAGAAAAGCGUCACCAUAAAAUCAGCAACCACGGCGCUCUCUCAGCUUGCUGAGUGUUUCAGUGCGAUGGGGAGCAAGCUGUCAGCAUGCCCCAUCAUGGAGCACAUGUAUGACAGUGAAGACUUUGAUUCCAACUACGAGGUGGAUGAGAGCUACACGAUUGGGACUGGCAAAUUUGCGGUGGUUCACAUGUGCCACCGACGCAGCCAACCUGAGCGGAAAUACGCUCUGAAGGUCAUCAACACACGCGUUGGCGAUAUGGCAAGCUUAAAUCGCAUCCAUGAGGAAAUUGACAUCCUGCAAGUUCUUGGCACUCACCCAGGCCUCGUGUCAAUCAUUGAUGUGGACGAGAAUAUGCCAGGGGCCAUUCGACUUGUGCUGGAGCUGUGCGAAGGUGGCGAACUCUACGAUCGAAUUCAGCAGAAGGGGUACUACCCUGAACAGGAGGCCAAAGCAGCUGUGCGGUGCCUCUUGGAAGCUGUGGCAUACAUCCACAGCCAUGGCAUCAUGCACAGGGAUUUGAAGCCUGAGAACAUAUUGUUGGCUAGCCGAGUGAGCAACACCGAGCUGAAGAUUUCUGACUUUGGCCUGGCAAAGAUGUCCAAGGACUAUCCUCGGCGGCUACCCCGCUCUCACUCAAUUUGUGGAUCAGACUUCUACUUAGCGCCUGAGGUCAUCAAGCAGGAGGAGUAUGGGCGAGAGAUUGAUAUGUGGGCGCUGGGUGUCAUUACCUUUGUUGUGCUCAGUGGAGCCUUGCCUUUCUAUCACCAAGUUCUCCACAAGCUGUAUCGCCAAAUCGUUGAACGUGAUUUGAGCUUUCCAGAUCAGGCUUGGAAGAACGUAUCGAAGGGUGCAAUGGAUUUCAUACUCCGUUUGCUUCAGGUGCGGCCUGGUGACCGGCUCACUGCAGACCAAGCCCUCAGCCACCCAUGGCUGCGAAAUGGCACUAGUGCGCCAAGCUUCAACAGCUUCACAAGCGCGCAUAGUGGCGAAGCUAUGGCGCCCAACUAUUACAGUGCCUAUGGAGGCUAUGGUGGCAUGCCCCGGCCAAUGUCGCACCCCUUGGAGCAUGCACACAAGGUGUGAGGCUUGCUGCUCUGUGCCAAGGCUGUACACGGCAUGAAGGAGAUACAGUAGACCCUACUGACAGUGCAUGUUAAUUUGCUCAUAUAGAGCCUUGUGUUGACCAUAAUUCAACUCUUGCCAGAACAUGUUCGGCAAGGUCCAGGCCUCCACCCGAG